GCUCUUCCCUGGACUUUUGUUUGUCAAAUUAAUAAACACAAAUAUUUUCUCUUGUACAAACUUUACUGCAUAACAAUAUCUUUUUGUGCAAAUUAUAGCUCGAGAUAUCCAUAUUUGUGACCAUCAAUCCUGCUAAGCUUUGUAAUGGGCCAAGUGAAGAGCCAGUUCAGUGAAGACGAACUUCAGGAUUAUGAAGAUUUGACAUACUUUACAAAGAAAGAAAUCUUGUAUGCCCACAAGAAAUUCAAGAACCUCGCCCCUGAAAAAGUAGGACACAAUAAGAAUGCGAAGCUAUCAAUGAGCAAAGUCCUUGAGUAUCCGGAACUGAAGGCCAAUCCGUUCGGGGAUAGGAUAUGCAAAGUGUUUAGCUCGAGUAACGAUGGCGACAUAACGUUCGAAGAUUUUCUCGACAUGAUGUCCGUGUUUUCCGAUGCUGCACCAAAAUCGGUGAAAGCAGAACACGCGUUUCGAAUCUAUGAUUUCGAUGGCGAUGACAUGAUUGGUAGGAAUGAUCUAAAACAAGUCAUAAAACGUUUGGUAGAUUACAACUCGGAUCUCGGUGAUAACGACAUUGAACAACUCAUUAAUAACAUCCUUGAAGAAGCCGAUUUAGAUGAUGAUGGAGCUUUGUCGUUUGCGGAAUUUGAGCACAUUAUCGACAAAUCGUCAGAUUUCAUUAACUCCUUCCGUAUACGACUAUAACAUGCAGCUGCACUCCAUCAUACCUAUGUUACUCAAAACCUUUCGAAUAUAUUGCUAACGAUCAUAUAGUCCAACUCGUGAUGUAAUUUAAGUAUAUGUAAACGCACAAUGUCAUAAUAAAAUUGUAUUUGUAUUGUUUCGAA
Molecule: messenger RNA, 845 nt
Organism: Anopheles funestus (African malaria mosquito)
Lineage: Eukaryota; Metazoa; Arthropoda; Insecta; Diptera; Culicidae
Product: calcium and integrin-binding protein 1-like
Exons: 5
Coding region: 145-702 (185 amino acids)
Molecular function (GO): calcium ion binding
Source: RefSeq, a predicted model, not a curated record